AUGGCACACUCGUAUCUGCAAACAUUACCUCACAUGUCCUAUCUCCAGAAACACAAAAAAAAACUUUCUAAAAAGCAAGCUGUUUCCUGGGAAAACACCUAAUAAUUCCACGUCAUCAGGGCACACCAAUCUCCGCGUCCUGCCAGCAAGCAAGCACUUCUACAUGAAAAGCAGAGUGUGUGUGUGCAUGCGCCCCAGUAAAAUCGCGCGCACAUACACCCAAGUUCAAGUGUUCAACCCAGGUACUCAAUUGCAGAGAGACCCAGCCCAGCCAUCCAGAGGAGGAAGAGAUUGAGGGACACUGGCCUCUCCUUUUCGUGUGGGGGUCUCUGAUGCUUUCUUCCCCGCGUCCUUCUUCCAUCCAUGCACCAAGGAAUCCAAUUCUUAAUCCAACUUUGUCCAAAAAUAAUUUCCUCGCACCAAUUCCUCUUCAUUUUUUUUGUUUCUCCUUUGACCAAGAUUGGUGUUGGUGAGCGAGUUGACAUAUAUACCCAUGGGGCCGCCGCCGCCUCCUCAACCUCCGCACGGGCUCUGUUUCGGCGCCGCCUCGUGGACAUGGGGAAUCGGGGAGCAGGGCCGCAGCAGUAACGGGAUGGAGGGGGGCGACGGCGGAGGAGCCGGGCUAAGGUUCCUCCUCCGGUUCGACCCGGAGAAGCCGGGGCUCGACAGGACCCUGCUCGGCGUCUCACUCUCCGCGCUGCUCACCCGCCUCCUCGGAUGGAGCAAGGACGGCGGACGGGGGAGAGGGUCCCUGGCGAUCGUGGGGGAGGAAGCUGCCAUCGGCGGCUCCGGGAACGCUGCCGUGUCCGCCGCCGCGCUUGCCGCGGCGGUUUCGCUUUGCCUCGCGGCGGUGUACGCGUCUGAACAGCGCCCGCGCCGCGCUCCGCCGCCGCCGCCACAGCUCCGGCGGCGGCAGCGGCGGCCUCUGCCGCCGCCGGAUUCAGCUGCGAGGCCUCGUGCUCUACCGGCGCCCGGCGACGGGCUCAGGAUUCUGUCGGCCAACGAUGAAUCUUCGGAGAACGUGAUUCACGGCGCGUCCGUCGGCGCCGGAGAAGACGAGCCGGAUAUCGUCGCGCGAGUGGUGAUCGAGGCCACGCCGCCGGCCGAAAUCGCCGGAGCGAAUGCCGCCGACGGAGCGGAGCCGGACGGGUCGGGGGAAGAAGAGCGGCGGGAGCGCGAGCGGCUGCGGGAGCUGUGGCUGUCGCUGCUGGAGCGGGAGCAGAGGCUGGAGCUCCGGCUGCAGGAGCUCGAGGGCCUCCGGGCGCAGGAGGCCACCGUGCGGGAGCUCGAGGGCCGCGUCGCCGCCGCCGCCGCCGCGGAGGAGCGGCUCCUGCAGCUGAAGGUCGCCACGCUGCAGGAGGAGAACGGGAGGCUCCGGGCGGAGGUGGAGGAGCUGGGCGCCGCCCGCGCCGAGCUGGCGCGCGCCAAGGAGAAGCUGCGCGCGAUCAAGGCGCGGGUGCAGGCCGAGCUGGAGGAGGCGGCGGCGCUCCGGGCCAAGGUGGCGGAGCUGGAGAGGGGCGGCGAGGAGACGGCCGGUGCGCUGGCUGCGGAGGUCGCGGAGCUGCGGAAGGCGAACGCCGCGCUGGAGGAGGAGAACCUGGUGCUCGCGCUCAGGCUGCAGGAUGCGCGACAGGCUGCUCCAUCCUCUGUUAAUCCAGCUCUUGAGGACAUGGCUGAGGAGGUGAGGUACCUGAGGGAGAGCAACGAGAGGCUGACGCGGCAGAUCGAGCAGCUUCACGACGACCACUGCGCGCACCUCGAGGAGCUCGUCUACCUCAAGUGGGUCAACGCCUGCCUCCGCCACGAGCUCCGCGACCACGACGGCCGCCUGAGUACCGAGCAACCGGACCACGACGAUGGCAGCGCCGGAGACGUGUCCGCCCUGGAGCUGAGCAGGAGCAUGAGCUUCCGCUCCAGCGAGAGGGCCAGGCAGCUGCUGCUCCGGUACGGCCACCCCGGCCUCGAGGGCUUCGAACCCGCCCUCUUCUCCCCGCUGCACGAGUCGGUCGACGGCGACGGCGACGCGCGGUCGCCGGCGCGCAGCUACUACGAGCCGGAGCGGAGCCCUCAUGCCAUGUCGGAGAAGCCGAUGUCAGCCGGCGGCGCCGCGGCGCCAGGGAAAAAGGCCGGGCCGCGCAAGCUCAAGUUCCUGGGCAACAUCAAGAAGCUCCUCCCAGGCGGCAAGAGAGGCCACUCAUCAAGCCACGGGCGCGGCGGACGCGACGGCGGCAGGAAUGCCCCGGCGGCGCCGCCGCCGAGCGACGAGUACCUCGAGAAGGCCAUGCGGUGGCUGUCGACACACGACGUGCUCGACGGCGACCACUCGUACGAGAGCACGCCGCUGUCGUCGUUCGCGCGGACGCCGCUGAGCAGCGUGACGACCGCCACGACCGCGGACUCGCGCGCCCGCGGCGGCGGCCACAGCGAGCACGGGGAGGCGGCGCGCCACCCGGAGGGUGAGCCGGCACUGCUGGCGCGGUCGAAGAGCGACGCCGGCAGGUCGUACGGGCGGGAGGCGAGCCGGUACCACGCGCUCCGGCCGGACCACCCGGCCUCCGGCGGGGUCGAGCCGGACGGGUUCCGCGCGCCGGAGAAGCGAGAGCGGCGGAGGCGGUCGGAGGAGCUGAGGAGCCCGGCGGCGGCAUGAUGACGACAGAGUGUGAUGGUUUGCUGUAUGCAAAAGGUAGGGUUUUUUUGUGAAUAUUUGUGAUCAAUGUUCAAGGGUGAACCUGGAUCGAGGAAGUGCCAUGGUGUUGAGCCGAUAAAAGACGACGUGAGAGAAGAUCGGCGCCCGCGAUCAUGUAUGGAUGGAUCAUGAUAAUAACAUUUUGGGUUGCCAGAUUGGCUGUGCUGUGCAGCUGAUGUGAACUACUUCUGAACUCUCAGGACGCAGAGUCAUCUGGGCCAGAAUGUUUGGCCGGCUGUGCCUCUCACCAUCCUCUGGGGUAUUUGGGAUGCUAGAAGUGACUUCGUCUCUUCCGUGAUGAACCAUUCACUAUCUUGAUCUGUGGGCGUACCCUUUGUAAAUCCAGCAGACAAGCGAUUCAUUUAUCGCUGACGUUUGCAAGCAUAUGCGUGCUUGUAGUCUUGUGACUCAAAAAUUCUGAUUCUCUGUUUGGGUUGAUGAUGUUUGGUAGAGCUUCUAUUGCUUCUGAUUCACUGUAAAAAAAAUGACUCACUU
This is a messenger RNA of Panicum virgatum (switchgrass), 3181 nucleotides long. RefSeq lists its product as uncharacterized. Gene Ontology annotation, biological process: chloroplast organization. NCBI's taxonomy places the organism in Eukaryota, Viridiplantae, Streptophyta, Magnoliopsida, Poales, Poaceae. The coding region runs from base 494 to 2647 and encodes 717 amino acids. The transcript has 4 exons. Gene Ontology annotation, cellular component: chloroplast outer membrane. The record is from RefSeq and is a predicted model, not a curated record.